AUGUCUGGUAACGUCGUCACAGUCCCCCUCCUCAUCAACGGCGAGGAAGAAUACACCCCCAACACUUUCGAUGUGAUAAGUCCCUACACCAACGAACCCUGUUGGAAAGCCGCGGCUGCCUCUCCCGCAGACGCCGUGAGGGCAGUCGAAUCCGCCGCCGCCGCAUUCCCGGAAUGGUCCAACACGAAACCCGCCGCGAGACGGGAUAUCCUGCUCAAGGCGGCUGAUAUUCUUGAGCAGCGUCUUGAGGAGAAUGCGGCGUACAUGAGGACGGAAAUGGGGGCCAAUGUGGGUGCGUCUCAGCAUUUUGUCGUCCCGCUGAGUAUCCGGAUGCUGAGGGAUAUUGCGGCGAGGAUUUCGGGGGUUUGUGGGAGUGUUCCUGUUGUUGAGGGGGAGGGGCAGAGUGCUAUCGUGUACAAGGAGCCUAUGGGGGUAAUUCUGGGGAUUGUGCCGUGGAAUGCACCGUACGUCUUCGGUAUUCGCUCCGCAGCAUGUGCUCUCGCUACCGGGAACACGACUAUCAUCAAAUCCUCCGAACUCUCCCCAAGAUGUUACUGGGCCAUUGGGCGCGCGUUCCAAGACGCAGGUCUCCCGCCGGGCUGUCUGAAUAUCAUUUCCUGUCGUCCGCAGGACGCCGCCGAGGUGGUCACCGCUAUGAUCGAGCACCCUGAAGUCCGCAAGAUCAAUUUCACAGGAAGCACGGCGACUGGAAGAAAAAUCGCGCGCACCUGCGGCGAGAAUCUCAAGCCCUGUUUGAUGGAGCUGGGAGGGAAGAAUAGUGCUAUUGUCUGUGCCGAUGCGGAUCUGCAGGUUGCUGUGCGGGAGGUGUUGGCUGGAGCUUUUUUGAAUUCUGGCCAAAUCUGCAUGUCGACAGACCGAAUCAUCCUCCACUCCUCCAUCGCAAACGCCUUCCUAGAAGCCCUCAAGUCCGCCCUAUCCACGAACACAGACAGCGAACCACCCACGCUCGUCAACGAAGCAUCCAAGACGCGAGUCGAGGCCCUCAUCUCCUCCGCCCUCGAAGCAGGAGCUCAUUUAAUUCACGGAUCCUCCACUACUAACAGCAAAUCUGGCAUCCGCAUGGCCCCCGUCGUCCUGGGCGGAAUCAAAGAAGAUAUGAAAGUCUGGCAGGAAGAAGCGUUUGCUUCGCUGGCUGCUUGCAUGAUCGUGGAUAGUGACGAGGAAGCUGUGAAGAUCGCUAAUAGUUCCGGGUUCGGGCUGUCUGCGGCUGUUUUUACGGAGGAUUUGAGGAAGGGGUUUGCGAUUGCGAAGAGGUUGCAGUCCGGAGCUGUUCAUAUUAAUAGUAUGACCAUUCACGAUGAACCGGCGCUUCCGCAUGGCGGUGUUAAGAAUAGUGGAUGGGGUCGCUUCAAUACCACCCAGGGACUGGAAGAGUUUCUCGUGACGAAGAGCGUUACAUGGAUGGAUUAA
Messenger RNA from Monascus purpureus, 1431 nucleotides. The record is from the annotation of a GenBank genome assembly. NCBI's taxonomy places the organism in Eukaryota, Fungi, Ascomycota, Eurotiomycetes, Eurotiales, Aspergillaceae.